CAUAAUGUUGUAUACAUACAAUUUAGAAAACAUAUUCUAAAAUCAAAAGGGUAUGCACCCUUUUUAUCCAUUUUAUCCGAGAGUUCAUUUUUACUGUACUUCAACAGCUUGUUGGUAACACUUCGUCAUAAAUCACAGUAACGUUAGUAUACAUAUGGUGCGGAACUGCAAUCAGAAUUCGUUGACAGGCUCGAUCAUUUUUGGACUAAUACAACCCUUCACGUGCGUGCCCCUCCAAUAAAACCGUUGCACUUCCCUUCGAACCCUCGUCUUAAAUUAUUCACGGUUCAGUUUCAUACUUUAAUUCGUCACAUUUGAUUACGGUUAUCUUGCUCACAACGCGUCACCAUUUGACGUAAGUGACUACAACCCAACAGCAGUUGCUAACGCAUUUGUUGUUGUUGCUGAUGUGCUUCGAAUAUUUGCUGUUAUGCUUCAAAUACAUAGUAGGUAAAGUUUUACGUUAGGUCAAAGCUUAAACUCACUCUAACGAACUGCUUUUCAAACUUUACGGUAGCAAACUAAUUAUUGACAGAUUAAUAAAUGACACGGUAUUUGGCAUUAGACUGAAAUAUACAUGGCCAGGAGAGGGAGCCGCAACUACAGUUUUCAUGAUCUAUUUUGUAAGCAGAGGUUAGAAGUUAAAAACGUAUAAUUUUGCCAAUCUAGUACUACUACCCAGUGAACCCUAGUUAACGUCAGGUGAAUAACGACAGUAGGCUGUUAUUCGCCAAGAGACGAAAGUUGUUCUUCAGGACAUGGAGAAGGCUGAAGUGAAGCAGAUCCGCACUUCCCAUGAAUGCCUACAGAGAGAGCAUCUUCCAAAGCGACCCUACAGGAGGAAUCAAACCCAGUGUACACCAUCGUCAACUCUACCACCUCCACCCCAAACACUUUUUCCUGAAUUGUUGAAAGUAAAAACAGAAGUGGCCGCUCACCCUGGAAAGCCAAACGAUGCCCCAGUAGUGCUGCCUACUAAACAUACUCAAUACACAUCGACUUCAGGAGCUUCCAUCAAGGGCCAUCCAUUGGCCGUGAACAUGACCAGUUAUCCCCCUCUGAGCAAACCCAGCCCUGCAGGACUAAAGCCUCCACCCAAUAGGCCUGUUAUUCUUCACAGCGGGAAGACUGGAGAUGGUUAUCAGCAAUUCUAUCUGCAGACAAACAGUACAAUAUAUCCAGCUGCCACAGGGGACAUGUCAGCCUACCAGCUGCACACCCCGGCCUCCAGCCUGCCCCAGGGGGUGGGGAUGGCCCACCUCCACGGACCCCAGAAACCCCCUGAGGUGAUCACCCAAAAGAGGGAGCUCCGCCUCAUGAAGAACAGGGAGGCAGCCAAAGCCUGCAGGCAGAGGAAGAAGAGCUACAUGAGCUGCCUGGAGGCUUCAGUUGCCAGGCUGGAGGAAGAGAACAAGAAGCUGAGGGCCAGGCUGCAAUGUUUCCAGAACACCUACAGCCUACAGUGAGAAAGGUCUGAUGGCGGACAUCCCCACAGCCCCCUAAAAAAGAUUUCACAGAUAUUUUUUUCCAAUUGCUCUCAUGAUCAAGCCACAGUUUGGCCACAUUCAUUCCUCUGUGAUCCCUUCAUAGAUAGGCUUCAAGGGAAAAAGAAAGCCAUUACUUCAAUGGGAUUUCUGUUUUAUUGUGCAGUUUGUUCUUGGCCAAUGCAAUGCAUGAUUUCAAUUUGAUCAGGGAACAUUAGGCAAUCAGAAGCAAAUAUCAUAAUCGGAAUCAGAGCCUUUAGGCCCCCCCACUAAGCUAGAUGCACCACACAUUACCAAACAGCCUGGCAUUCAAGCCACCGCCACACUUCACGUUUUGAAUUAUUAUUGAUGAGAAUAUUUGCUAUUGGUCCUUUGCUAUAGAUAUCUGUUGAACAAAUUGGCUAGUAGCACACAUUGUUUACAUGAAAAGUGCCAUCGUUAUUGAAUGUAUAUGGUUUCAAAAAGCACAGAUUAUUAACAUUGAUGAUUCAUGUUUGUUAUGCUAUUACUAAAUGCUUCUGCAAUUUUUUAUGCACUUACUGUAAAGUUGUGUUUGUGACUUUAUUAAUUUGAUUUGACUUAAGUUAAACUAUUAGGAAUGUAUUGUUCAGCCAUAUUGUUCCGAUUUAGAUUAGUUAUUAUUAAUAUUCUUAAUAACCUAACUUUUCUAUCGAUUUGUAAAAACUAUGCUACAUUGUUCAUUUUAUUGUUUAAAACAAGUGCUUAGUAUUUUUGAUUCUGUACAGUGCUUGUUUUUAGUGAAAAGCUUUCAUAUAUUUGUAAUAAAUGUUUUCAAGUGUCCACUUUUUUUGUGACAUCACAACAAUUAUGUAUGCCUUAAGAACAACCCAAAACAUGAAAAUAGUAGUUUUAAGAUGAGCGAGGGAACAGCAAGGCCUGAUGAUGUUGUGACACCAAAUCAUAGUGUUACUGUGUCUAAGACCCAUGAUAACAGCCUUGUGUGGCCUUGUGGUUGGACUGUACACUCUGAGACACACAC
Molecule: messenger RNA, 2484 nt
Organism: Gadus chalcogrammus (walleye pollock)
Lineage: Eukaryota; Metazoa; Chordata; Actinopteri; Gadiformes; Gadidae
Product: cAMP-responsive element modulator-like
Exons: 6
Coding region: 759-1466 (235 amino acids)
Biological process (GO): regulation of transcription by RNA polymerase II
Cellular component (GO): nucleus; ATF4-CREB1 transcription factor complex
Molecular function (GO): RNA polymerase II cis-regulatory region sequence-specific DNA binding; DNA-binding transcription factor activity, RNA polymerase II-specific
Source: RefSeq, a predicted model, not a curated record